This is a messenger RNA of Phytophthora sojae, 813 nucleotides long. RefSeq lists its product as hypothetical. NCBI's taxonomy places the organism in Eukaryota, Oomycota, Peronosporomycetes, Peronosporales, Peronosporaceae. The transcript has 2 exons. Gene Ontology annotation, molecular function: protein binding. The record is from RefSeq and is a predicted model, not a curated record. Bases 1 to 813 code for a protein of 270 amino acids.
AUGCUGAGCAGCUCCGCUCGCCGAGGCGUGCUGCGGCGCCUGCUGCAGCGCAGGCUGUCGAGCUCCGCGGCGCCGCGCACUGCGGCCGCACCCUCCCAAGACGUCCAUCUAGCUCUGGAGAGCUUCAUCGCUCGCCGCGAGUCGUCGCGCGCGCUGGACGCCUUCGACAAACUGCAGCCGGCCCAGCAGAGCGACCCCGAGCUGUUGCAGCGACUGGCGCUGCUCGUAGCCAAGCGCGGGCAGCCGCACGAGGCCCCGCGCGCGGCGCAGAUGCUGUGCGGCCUGCUGACGCAGCCGGAGGUCGCGGUGGACGACUCCACGCAGCUGGCGGCCAUCUACACGCUGGACGCGUGUCUGCGGCAGCAGCGGCUGGAGGACGCGCUGUUGCUGUUCAAAGCGACGCGCGAGCGGGACGUCCUCGUGGACCUUCCGGCGGUGGACGCGCUGCUGCGCGCGCUGGUGGGCGCUCACCGCGUGGACGAGGCCGUGGAGAUACUGAAGAGCACCACGUCGCAGCACGACGUGCGCCCCACAGAGCAGACCUUCCAGCCCGUGCUGGUGGCCAUCAUGCAGCAGCAGCGCUACGAGGACGUGACAGCGCUCAUCGAGCACGGACGCGUCAACGAGGUGGACUUCUCUCCAGAGACGUACGACCCGCUGGUGGACCUGUCACAACAGCAGUAUUCGGCGGAGAACGUCGAGCGGCUGGGCACGUUCAUGGCAUAUGUGAACGACGCUCUGAAGGAGGACGGGGUGAGUACCGUAGCUGCCUCCUGGCUGAAUCUGAAGGAAGUGGUUGAUGCGGUGCACUGA